Molecule: messenger RNA, 1425 nt
Organism: Cornus florida
Lineage: Eukaryota; Viridiplantae; Streptophyta; Magnoliopsida; Cornales; Cornaceae
Exons: 5
Coding region: 97-726 (209 amino acids)
Biological process (GO): vacuolar proton-transporting V-type ATPase complex assembly
Cellular component (GO): endomembrane system
Source: RefSeq, a predicted model, not a curated record
CCAUACUCGAAAAGUGGUCUCCACUCUUACAAUUGCCAUCGAAGACCCUAUUGUUAUACUGCAACAAUUGAUUUUGCGACCCAAACAUUACACAACAUGAACACCGACGACCCUUCUCCAAAUCCAACCACCACUGGUCUCAUCAUAUUGAACACCGAAACCAUCCGCUCAUUCCUCACCUCCGCCUCCGACGACUCCUACCUCUCCGAUGAUCUCCGACGCACCGCUUCCAGUCUCUCCAUCCAACCCUCCCUUCCCUACAAAUCCAUCCGAUCCCUCUGGUUCGCAUCCCCACCUUCCUCUCGACCCGACUUGAUCCAACUCUUCUCCGGAUCCCAUUUCAUCUUCACCAGCCCUAAACCCAGAGAAAAGAGUGAAGAAUUGAAGGCAAGGCUGAGGAAGCUAGCGGAGGCUGCGGAGAGGAAUGCAUACGCGGAGCUUGUGAAGGACAUUACGCCGAGGAAGAGCGAGACUGAACCUUUCUCUUCUUACAAGGAUCAGCUUGGGUUUGGUAUACACGUUGUGCUUAUAAUGUUUACUGGCUAUUUGGUUGGAUAUGCUGCAUUCAGAGCAUUGUUUAACCACAGUCCUAUUAUGAAUGCUGCUGGAGGCAUCCUUGGAUUGGUUGGUGGAAUGCUCCUAGAGACACUUCUUUUCAUAAUUAGAACUUCCAAUCAAGAUCUUAGAUCCCCACCUUCCACUUCAAAGGUGAAGAAGAAUCAAUAGACUUGGCCUUGGAAGGAGGUGGAUAUUGUAUCGUUUUGGUGUGCCGAGCCCAACGCGAGUCCUGUGUUAGGUCUUCAUGCUGUGCUCCAAAAUGGUGGGUGUUUUUUUUGCACAAAACCAUGCAGAGGACCCCUCCAAACAGGAAGGGAUCAUGGUCUGUUGUGAACAUCAUACAGAUUGUGUGGAAAUUAAGCACUUGCAUUUUCUUAUCACCAAGACUGUUUUACAACUAGGUAGUGUUGGGUUGCUGAAAUUUACAAAGAAGGUGAUUCUGCUGUGUGUGUAUAUUAGCUUUGCGAGACUAACACUGUUGAGAAGGUACGAAUGAUAGAAUGAUGUGGUGUUUGGUUCUUGCAAUUAGUGAGCUAAAUCCACCAGUGAACGUGUUACAUGAAACUAUGUUCGUGAACACAUCUAGUCUACACUUGUUUAGUUUAACGAAGUUUGGAAUCGACUCGUUUACUAAAAUAAACUUAAAAAUUAAGCUUACUUGAUGAAAGAGUUCCAGCUGAAUAUUAAAUGAAUAGUUUGAGUUGUUCAUUGAGGAAUGUCAAGCAGUCACAAGCACAGUCUCUCGAUUUGUGAGCCCCACCAUGGAUCUUACUGUAAUUAACAAAGCUCUUAGUUGAUUUGCAACUUGAACGGGUAGUGUUCAACUUUUUUUAAUUGUUAACCAUCAUUUCUGUUGACUUUAUGUUA